Messenger RNA from Saccostrea echinata, 1510 nucleotides. RefSeq names its product dentin sialophosphoprotein-like. The record is from RefSeq and is a predicted model, not a curated record. The coding region runs from base 149 to 1216 and encodes 355 amino acids. Lineage: Eukaryota; Metazoa; Mollusca; Bivalvia; Ostreida; Ostreidae. The transcript is spliced from 8 exons.
CGGAAGGAACAUGUUCAUUGCCGAUUGAUACCUGGAAUAUUGAACGAUUCUCACUAAAAUCGAGAUUAUCCAAACAAAUUUUCUUACGAGAGACUGCACUACACAGCUUCAGAUACACGCUGGACAUCAAGCCGAUAAAACCGGUAUCAUGAGGUCUCCACUUUUUGCUGUAUGCUUCUGUCUUUAUUCGCUCUAUGUUUCAGGAGCACCAGUAGAGAUCAAAGCAAAGGAUGAUAUUGAAGAGUUAGAUCUUUACAAACUUAAGCCUACGAGUGGAGAAAGAGGAACGUAUACAGAGCAACAGAAUAAAUCCAGCGACGAACAGUCACCGAGUCAAGUCAUCAUUGGAGAUGAAGUUAGAGAAGAAGAAAAAGAGAAUGCUGAGGAAGAGAGCUUAAACAGCUUACUUAGGACUGUGUUGAUCACACUGAGGGAUCAUCCUGAUAUUGUUAUGGAUAUCCUUCAAGACGAAGAAAGAAAGAAUAUGGACUUUCAGCGACCACCAGAACAGUUGGAUAUGGAGCCAAAGCGAGUUCAAAAGAAAGGAGGUGAAAUGUAUAAGGCCUUAGGAGAUUCAAGUGAAUCUUCAGAUUCAUCGGACGAAUCUCGGGAAAACUCGGAUUCACGUGAUGCGAGCUACUAUAAGAAUAAGUAUGACAAAUCUUCAAAAUCUUCUCAAGAUUCCGAAGAAAGUAGAGAAUUGGAUUUAGCUCAUUAUUAUAAACAGAAAUAUAGAAAAUCUGAAGAUGAUGACACAGGAAGUAGUGUCUCUAAUGAUGAAGAUGACAGGGAAGAAAAUAAAAAGUCAACAGUUCCUUUGGAUAAAAGAGUCCCCGAACAACCAGAGGAAACCAUAGAUAUUACGUCUCUUCCUGAUGGAAAUGACGUAGAUUUAACGGAUAUGAUUUCAGAGGGAGGACUGGAGGACCUGCCUGAGUAUAUAGAGUGGAAAAAUAAACUACCAAAGCCAAGCAAGUUACUUACUUCCGAUGGUUCCCUGAAUCUCGGGAAAAUUGCUCCUGGAUUCAUUCAGACAUCCACGAAACUUGAAGAGCAAAACACACAACCAAGAAGCAAGGCUUUAAAACCAGUCGUCACAGAGGCACAAAUGUCACAAAAUAGUGGCAAGGUGGACAAGGGAUCGUAUACAGAGAACAAAUCAGAGACGAACCAGACAAAUGAGAAAUCUUCCAUUGAUAAGUCAAAAGAUUCAUAACACCGUGCAGCGGGAAGAAAUUCUAAGAGUAUUUAUCGCGUCAAGAAGAAGGACACCUUUUGUUAUUUUUAGAAAAAAUUAUAUAAAUCACUCUUUAUCCAUAUCGGAAGAACAGCUUUUAUAUGAUUUACAUGUAAUGUCUGUUCUCUUUUGUUUGGUACUAUCUUUUUGCUAAUGAUAAAUGUUAUAAUAUGAGCUUGUAAUACGAUAUUGUUGUAUAAUUUUUGUUUAAUUGAACUAAAUUUAAAAAAAAAAAUGGUUUGAUAUCAUUAUGUUUGAUUUAGAAAUUAUUAU